Fonsecaea erecta is the source of this 993-nucleotide messenger RNA. RefSeq lists its product as hypothetical. Bases 1 to 993 code for a protein of 330 amino acids. The record is from RefSeq and is a predicted model, not a curated record. Gene Ontology annotation, molecular function: oxidoreductase activity, acting on NAD(P)H. The transcript has 2 exons. NCBI's taxonomy places the organism in Eukaryota, Fungi, Ascomycota, Eurotiomycetes, Chaetothyriales, Herpotrichiellaceae.
AUGGGCCGACGGAUCUCCACUGACGCGAAGAGUUGCAGCAAGGACUGGAAAUCGGUGGUGUACACCAGUAAGCCACUCAACUCCGGAGAUGACAUGGCAGGGAUCGUCGAGCAAGUCGGAAAGAAGGUGGUGGGUUUCCGAAAGGGGGACAGGGUUGCCGCUUUUCAUCAGAUGCGUACCGCACACGGCAGCUUUGCAGAGUAUGCCGUUGCCCCCGCCCAUACCACGCUGCAUCUGCCGGACCAUGUUACUUUCGAAGAGGCAGCAACUAUUCCCCUUGCUGCUUUCACUGCUGCGGUUGGAUUAUACCAUUGCCUGCAAUUGACACCCCCAUGGGAGCGGGCGGCUACACCAACUCCUCUCAUUGUCUAUGGGGCCUCCAGUGCUGUCGGGGCGUUUGUGUUGAAGCUUGCUUGCAGAUCAAAUAUCCAUCCCAUCAUAGCCAUCGCCGGCAAUGGGCAGCCCAUGGUCGAGAAGCUGAUUGAUCGUUCGAAAGGGGACUUCGUGGUGGACUACCGGGAGGGCGAGGAGCACAUUAUAACUCGGGUGCAUCAAGCUCUGGAAGAGCGAGGGAUCGACUCCGUCAGACAUGCUUUCGACUGUAUCUCAGAGCAUGGGUCUCCAGAACUGAUGGCCCGGGUGCUCGCUCCUGAGGGACACGCGACAUUUGUUCUCCCCGAGAAGGAUUAUAGUCUCGUGGCUGAGAAGAUCCUCACUUCCCUCACUUUUGUGGGUUAUAUCCAUACAGGACCUUUUCCAGUGGAUGCAAAGAAGGGCAUCAGGUUCAACCCGGACGGCUACGGGAAGGAUUUUGGCGCCGUGUAUUCGAGUGUGUUAGCGAGGGGGUUAGCGGAGGGCUGGCUCAGUGCGCAUCCUUAUGAGCUCGUGGCCAAUGGGUUGAGAGGUCUGCCCGUGGCACUGAAGAAUCUGCGAGAGGGAAGGGCGAGCGCGAAGAAGUACGUGAUUCGUAUCGACGAGACAGAAGGGAAAUGA